Molecule: messenger RNA, 3403 nt
Organism: Astrephomene gubernaculifera
Lineage: Eukaryota; Viridiplantae; Chlorophyta; Chlorophyceae; Chlamydomonadales; Astrephomenaceae
Source: the annotation of a GenBank genome assembly
GCAUAUCUGUGCUUUUAGGCAGUCCUUAUACCAGUUAGGCAUUUGUUUCCUGCGCUAACAUUGGAGUAGAUUUCCGAGUGCCGGGGAGUUCCUCCUAUAAGCGAAGCCGUGCACCGUAACAUGAGGGCUCAAUUUGCAACGCAUGUAGCCGAAAUAACGCCUUUCAAGGCUCGGUGCGUCCGGUUGUCUACCGCGCACUUACGGAGCGCGGUUGCCGCUCGAGUCACCAGUAUCGCCGCACCUUCGUCGCGCGCCUCAGAUACUGGCCCAUUACAGGACACAGGGAGGGUCCCUUCAAAGAGCGCGCAUGGGAAUGCCUUUGCUGACCGCUCGGAUGCAGCUGCACCGCACCAUUCCAGCGACAACGGUGACUCGAUACUUGCAUCAGCCAACAGCGACCAAGUAGCAAACUUGGAGCGGGCUAGAAGCAGUCGCAAUGCGACGACCAGUUCUGCCGCUUCGCAAACACCAGGUGGCCGCAAGCGGGCUGCGGUCAGCCCUGACAGCACUCAGGCGAAUGGUGUUUCCAGGACGGGUAGCAGCCGCAGGCGCACGACGUCCCGAACUCGGGAAUUCCAGCCUAGGGAGUACACCGCACAGCUGACAGCUGCAGAAUCCAUUUCGGAGCUGCAGCAGCUGUUUGAAGUGGGCCGGCAGCACGACAUCAACGCAAUCCACAUUGCCACGUUAUGGACGCGGCUAGCCAAGCUUGUCUCGGCUACAGACCGCCGUUCCGCGGCCGCCAGCCGCCGGGCCGCUGGCAGCGUUGACGGCGCACAAGACACGCCCUCCCCCUCAUCAUCCCCGUCCAUGAUCCUAACGCCGUCCAAAGCAGCGUCCGCCUCGCGACAACCCCAGACGCAGCAGCAGCCCCAGCCAUCGCAGCAGCAGGAACAGCAAGAACAACAGCAGCAGCAGCAGCAGCAGCAGCAACAGCUGGACCCAGCGCAGUUAGCAGCCUUCGUGCAGGAGCUGCAGGCCUGCACCACGCCGCAGCAGCUAGAGAGCAUGGAAGCCCGCGGCCUAGCAAACGUGGUGUGGGCUGCUGCGAAGCUUAAGCCCCAGCAGCAGGAGGGUAGCGCACCCUCAACCCAGCGGCCCUCCUCUUCCGCGAGCGGUCCACAGGACCACCCCAACGGAACGGCUGGAGAGGUGUCAUCAUCGGGUGAAGGACAGGAACAGCAGCGGCAGCGGCCGCUACGCGUAAGAGGAGGCAAGAAGGCGCUGGAGGCCGCGAAGGCUGCUGCAGCAGCCGCGGAGGGCGAGGGUCAGCAGCAUCAGCAGCGGACGACGCUGGUAUCGGAGGAGCUGUUGGAUGCGUGGACUGCAGCUGCGGGGAGCAAGCUAAGGAACUUCAGCAUGCAGGACAUUUCGAAUGUGGUGUGGGCGCUGGGCCGGCUGGGAUACCACCCGCGCGGGCUGUUCAUGAAGCAGCUGAGCAUCGCGCUGCUGAAGGAGCUCCCGCGCGCCGACCGGCCGCAGCAGCUGUCCAACGUGCUGCUGGGGCUGGCGCUGCUGCGCUUCGUGCCGCCCAUCCGCGACUUCUGGGCGGCCGUGUGGGUGGCGGUGGGGCGGCUGGUGCUGGCGGACAGCAAGACGCCGGACGUGCAGGCUGUGUCCAACACGCUGUGGUCGCUGAACCAGCUGAGGGCGCACUGCGGGGCGGACAUGGCGCCCGUGCCGCCGGAGCUGGUCAGCAGGGCGGUGUUCCGUGCCGUACAAUGGGGUGACAAGCUGAGCGCCACGCAGCUGCAGGACGUGCUGGUCUCGCUGCACCCGCUGGGCUUUGAGCCCUCCGAAUACCAGGCCUCGAAGCUGCUGGCGCUGGCUCGCCGCGUGCUGCCUGACAGCGACGCGCAGGCGCUCUCGAACUUGCUCAUGUCGCUGCUGCAGAUGCACGUGCGGCCCACCGCCGCUUGGAUGGUUGCCUACCUGGAUGCCUUUGAGGGGCGGCUGCAUGCCAGCAAGGGGGAGGCGCUGGCGAGGCUGGUUUACACGAUGGGCAAGUUUGGCAGCAGGCCGCCGGCCUGGAUUCCAAAGCUCUGGGCGAAGCUGGAAGCCGAGCUACCCUCCAUGUCGGCAUCCGACAUUGCAUUUGCCAUCAUGGGCAUUAGGAGCUUGUACCCGAAGCUACCGCUCUGGUACAAGGGAGCGACGUCUGCUGCGGAGGUUGAGGAGGAGGAGGGUGAUGCGAGUGCGGCAGCGGCAGCGGCGUCUGGCGAGGGUGCGGGAGAGGAGGAGGAGGACGCCGCGUCCACGCAAGCUGGGGAUGCCGAGGGUAAAGGCAAGAAGCGGCUUGAUGGGAGCAAGCUGCGGCUGAAGUGGCCGCCGAGCAGACGGCUGCUGGUCGCGCUGCGUAGGGCCUGGGAGGGAGUGGGGCAUGAGGCGCAGCUGUCGGUUACGUUUGAAUACCGGGCGACGGUCCAGGAAUUCCUGAACGCUGCUCUGGAGGAGUGAGAACCGAAGUAGUAGCAGCAGUAGCCGUGGCUUGGCGACUGCAGUGGGGACUGCUUUAGUUGUGGAGGUUGGUGGCGAAUGAAUGACACAUAGCAGAGGAAUGCCGGACAGCCCACUGUAGCCUUGGGGUGGGGCGUUAGUGUUAUUAAGGCGUAGAUUUUGUCCCUCAGCGCCUGCUCAGCCCCUCAUUUUGUGAGCAUUUUAAGAGCGCUGAGUGUUGCUGCCUAGCGAGGCUAGCGGUAGUUGGGCGUGCGUGGAUUGCCAUGUUCACGUGGCUUAGGCGAGGAGCAGUUUGGCGGACGGGUGUGAGGGAACCCUGCGGCGCUGAAGUGGGAGGUGAGCCUUACCAUUACUAUUCCGUUGGUACCGGUAUCAGUUGUUCCUGACAUUGGCCUGUCUUGGUGAUACUGCAUAGACUGGUCGCAACUAUUGCGUGGCGGGUUCUUUGUAGUACAUGCGGUUGCUAUUAUGGCAUUAAGAUGUUUGCAGCAUACACAGGGGAAUAGCGGCCGGGCAAGGAGUGUUGGCGGACCCUUUAUGAGCGGUGUAUUGGUGCCGUUUAGCACUCACACAUGAGUCGGCGCAUAUAUUGAGACAUUGUUAGGCAAACGCACGGCAGGUGUGCUUGCAGUUUGAGCAAUUUGGCUGCCGGUACACACGGUGUGAUCUUAUCAUAGUCAACCGGUCGGCAUUGUUGCAUUGUGCUCUUACCGCCUUCGUCGUGAGACCAGCUGCCCAACCCAAGCCCCCAUCCUAGAGCACUGCGAGGUUCACAUGUGUCCACAUGGGCUACCGACGGGGGGUGUGAGGACAUGGGAUAGCGAGAGCGUUUGCAUUACGUGGUUUACAAAGCCAGCAGCCGGGAGGAAAGUAUUCAAUCGAUAUUUCGCCACGUUCCGCAUCCCCUUCCAAUCGUAUUGCGUUCAACAUGUGGCUUAUCACUAGC